AUGGAACUCAACCGAGAACAUUUUCGCGCCAUAAUUUAUUACAACUUUCAGAGACAAUUAUCGCAACAAGAAUGCCUUGCUGAGUUACUGUCUGUUUUCGGCAAUGAAGCGCCAGAUCAGUCGACAAUUUCCCGUUGGUAUGGAGAAUUCAAACCUAGACGGGUGAGUCUUAGCGACGAUCCCAGGAAAACGUCGAUGGUGUCCUUGAAGAUCUCAAAGACCUCAAUUAAAACAAAAUUACAUGAAGAAUUAGGAGUAAGAAACUUAGUCUCUCGUUGGAUACCCCACCUGUUGACUGAAGAGCAGAAAGCAGCCAGGGUAAAUUGGUGUGAAAAAACGCUUGACCGUUUCAAUUCCGGAAACUCAAAAAAUGUGUACAGCAUUGUUAGUGGAUUUACUUGGGCUGUUUGGGUGUUCCAAGGUGAAGAAAAGCCAACAAAAGUCAUCCAUUCUCGAAGUGUUUCGAAAAAGAUGGUCGCGACAUUUGUGUCAAAAGCGGGUCAUAUUACAACAAUUCUUCUUAAUGAGCAAAGAACUGUUACUGCGGAUUGGUAUAUUACCAUUUGUUUGCCAAAAGUCAUCAGCGAGCUUCGAAAAAUCAACCCCGAAAGAAGAAUCAUCCUCCACCAAGACAAUGCAAGCUCGCACACAGCCCAAAAAACAAGGGAGUAUUUAACGCAGGAAAACGUGGAAUUAUUGGACCAUCCUCCAUAUAGUCCCGAUCUAAGUCCUAACGAUUUCUUUACUUUCCCGAAAAUUAAAAACAGACUGCGCGGUCAAAGGUUCCAGUCACCAGAAGAAGCAGUUGACGCAUUCAAAAAUGCCGUUUUAGAUCUGCCAGCAAACGAGUUGAAUAAGUGCUUCGAAAAUUGGUUCGAGCACUUCGAAAAACAAUAA
Molecule: messenger RNA, 897 nt
Organism: Acanthoscelides obtectus
Lineage: Eukaryota; Metazoa; Arthropoda; Insecta; Coleoptera; Chrysomelidae
Source: the annotation of a GenBank genome assembly